GGCGACAGCACAGGUUGAUGGCACCUUUGAGCUGGGAAUCUGCGAAUGCCACUCACCGAGUGGUGCCUUUUGCACCAAAUUAAUCCUCUCGAAUCUGAGCAUAAGCGGCUUCCAGAACUCGAGUUUUAUUGCGCUACCGGACUUAGAAGAGUUGGACCUAUCCCACAACACCCUGGGCCAGAUAGACCUGGCCCUCCUCCCAGCCAAUCUCAAGCAUUUAAACCUCAGCGCAGUGGGCAUUGCCGAGCUCUCCUUCGGGGACAGUACGCUCAGAUCGUCUUCGGAGCUCGAAGUCGUUGACGUAUCGUACAACGCAUUAGCCGACGUGGACGUAGGACUGGUGCCGCACUCACUGCUAUCGCUGAAUGCCAGCCACAACAGAAUCUCAAUGAUAUGGCCCGGGGCUAUGAGGUUGGUUCAACUCAAUCCGUUUGUCGCCCUUGAGCGAAUGAACCUGUCCUCCAACGCCCUCACGACAGUCGACUUGAGCGUCUUUCCGCAAUCCAUUAGAUGGCUGGACAUCAGUAACAACUCCAUGACCGAGUU
Messenger RNA from Sphaeroforma arctica JP610, 546 nucleotides. RefSeq lists its product as hypothetical. The record is from RefSeq and is a predicted model, not a curated record. The annotation marks the transcript as partial. Gene Ontology annotation, molecular function: voltage-gated potassium channel activity; transmembrane transporter binding; potassium channel activator activity. Gene Ontology annotation, cellular component: voltage-gated potassium channel complex; extracellular matrix. The transcript is spliced from 4 exons. NCBI's taxonomy places the organism in Eukaryota, Ichthyosporea, Ichthyophonida.